AUGUGUCAAUGUUGGCUCGCAUUGCUCUAUGGCUUUUUGGCAAUUUGGUUUAUCAAUAUAACACCGACAGAUCAACAAUUGGCCACCAAGAGAUUAAGAAAGAGACACAAGUUGGAUAAAUUAUGGACGUUUCAGAAAUACAACGGUAAGAUUAAGCAGUUGCCAAAUUAAGCCCCGAUCAAACGUGGAUGGGGGUUGUUGAGAGUUAGAACUUUAGCUCUCGUUCGUCCGCCAACUCUCAUGUACUCUCAUCCACUUCGAACAAGUUCAGAAACGUGAGAGUUUUUUGCUACGUGCGUGAUAAUAUCCAACUCAUAUUCUCGUUUGUCUGGGGCACGAGAGUUGUGUAACUCUUAUGCAAACUUUCACUUGCCAACUCUCAUGCAACUCUUGUUCUAGUUUGAACGGGACAUGAGAGUUGAGAAAACUCAUGAGAGUUGAGAAAACUCUCAUGCAAACUCUCAUGUAACUCUUGUUACUUUGAACGGGACAUGAGAGUUGUGUAACUCUUACGCAAGAUCUCGCUUCUUAACUCUCUUCAACUCUCAUGUAACUCUUGUUCUCAUUUGAACGGGACAUGAGCGUUGAGAAAACUCUCGUGCAAACUCUUGCAUGUCAACUCUCGUGUAACUCUUGUUCUCGUUUGAACGGGACAUGAGCGUUGAGAAAACUCACGAGAGUUGAGAAAACUCUCAUGCAAACUCUCGCUUCUCAACUCUCGUCAACUCUCAUGCAACUCUUGUUCUCGUUUGAACGGGACAUGAGAGUUGAGAAAACUCAUGAGAGUUGAGAAAACUCAUGAGAGUUGAGAAAACUCUCAUGCAAACUCUCGCUUCUCAACUCUCAUGUAACUCUUGUUCUCGUUUGAACGGGACAUGAGAGUUGAGAAAACUCUCAUGCAAACUCUCGCUUCUCAACUCUCAUCAACUCUCGUGUAAGUCUUGUUCUAUUUUGAAUGGGACAUAAGAGUUGAGAAAACUUUCAGUCACACUCUCGAUUGUCACUUCUCAGAGUUGUGUAACUCUUAUGCAAUAGUAUAAUUCUAGUGCAAUUUUCUUCUGAUGGAUGUGAACGAUGGAAUGUACCCUCGUCUAAACAUUCCUAAUUCAUCCACUCAUUGGGUCCAAAAAUUGGGGGGAUACACUGUUGUCAUCCGACAGUGUUGCUUAUUUUGCUCGUAUCUAUAAAGCUCUAUGGGACUGUGUCUCUCACUGAAUUAAAUUGUCAAGUAUUCUGAAACAACUGUUAAAAGGUGAUUUAUUAAUGAAGACAUUUACAAUGUUCCUCAAGUACUUCCACAAUGCAAUAAAUGCCGUUUCAGAGACCCAAGAUGUUUUUCUCCGGGGGAACAUGCCCCUGGAGGAACAGGACUGCUUUGCUUGUUUGUUUGUUUGUUUGUUUAACCAAGGCUGGUAUUUGGAAAUUAAGAGACUUUCGCAAAUUAGAAGUUCCUUGUUGUCUGUGUCUGUAACUUGAUCAUACUUUGUAAUAUAGUAACUUAGUUUAUUCAUAAUCCCUGUCAUUGUAAUUUUACUGUUAGUCUGAAGUAACUGUUCGUCUGUUAUACUGGCCUCUUAUUUUCAUUGUAAGAUUACGUUUCCCGCCCGGAAAAUCACUCGUGAAUAUACUAAAGAAUCGAUCCAGCUCAUAUUCAAAUUUUUCAUAGGACGAAAUGAGAAGCUGAAACGGGAUGCAAAUCAAAACUCGUUUGUCGGUUUUGAAGAUAAAUAUUUGAACAGAAGAAAGAGGGGUAAGAACUCUUGCAACUUAAACAUUAGUGAACAAGACUGUAUACAAGAACCUCUACUCAUUGAAUGUGAGUGUGAGUGAGCUUUUAGAACGCUGGCGUAUGUUGGCACAUUUGGUUUUGCAAAUCGACCAAUUUAUUCUCUUUAAUUAAUUAUUUCGUAGCCGUGGGAGCACAUGGAGUCAAUUUGGAGAUUUGGUUCAACAUGGAAGGAUAUAGCAUCGAAGCAUUGAAAAAGAACUUCAGAUUUCCAAAAACUCCAGACUUACAAACACUGACUCACAGAUUUGCUGAACCUUCUGACAUUGGUGAAAGUUAUGGUUCAAGGUUGUUCGCUUGGUUCUCACCCCCGAAAACUGGAUAUUAUGUUUUCUUUAUUUGUGAGUAUGAUAUUUAUUACAGGUAAACAACGUCAAGCGUUCCUUUUUUCAUUUCCUAACUUGAUUACAAUUUUCCUCAUUACCUAAUUUGGAAAUUUGUAAAACUCCCUUGAAAAUCCCUUGAGGGAAUUUACAAUGUUCCUAUCGGUUGUUGCGAUAUUCCAAUGCAGAUUGCAGAGAAACUUCCUCUCAAAUUUCCGAACUACUUGUUUCAAUUUCCUGACUUCUUGGGCGUUGUGUGGGAUAUUUUUAUUAACCAAUUACAAUGCACGUAACAGAACAGAACAGAACAGAACAGAACAGAACAGAACAGAACAGAACAGAACAGAACAGAACAGGAAGUUAGGAACUUGUAACAGGAAGUUAAGAACUUCUAACAGGAAUUGAGGAAAAUUUAAUUGGCUUUUAGGAACAUUGCAAAUUCCCAUUUUCAAAUUUUCAAAGAUAAUGAGGAAAGUUGCAAUCAAGUUAGGAACUCAAAAGAGGAACGCCUGACGUAGUUUACUUGUAGUUAUUCAAUUGAUUGAUAAAUUAUACAAUAGAUAGAAGAAUCAAUCAUUCAAUUAUGUAAUCAAUUGAUAAAUGACCAGCACUUGUGAUGGCGUGGUUAUCAAGCUUGCCUUUCAAGCUUGGAGACCCGGGUUCAAUCCUUGGUCGGACCUCUACUCAAGAUCUUAAUUAAAAUAAUUGAGGAGAAAGUGCUAACUUUCCAUUGACAUAACUACAGCGAUAGAUGAAGGGAAAUACACAAUUGGUAUUUUUCUUGACCUAUCAAAAGCAUUUGAUACUAUUAAUCACCAGAUUUUGAUUAAUAAGUUAGAGCACUAUGGAAUAAGAGGAACGUGUCAAAAGUGGUUCAAAAAUUACCUAAGUAACAGAAAACAAUUUGUAAAAUACAAUCAAGCCAAAUCAGAAGAAAUGACAAUAAAACGUGGAGUCCCUCAGGGUUCAAUAAUAUUAGGACCACUCCUGUUUUUACUAUACAUUAAUGACAUUCAAAACUGUAGUAAAUUAAUUUCGAUUAUAUUAUUUGCGGAUGAUACCACUAUUUCGUACAGUCAUAAGUGUCUUAAAACGCUCAAUGAACAUAUGACAAAUGAUGUUUCAUAUAACAAAUGAUGUUUCUGUAAAUAUAACAUAGUCUAGGGGUCUUAAACAAAAGCCUUAUAGGUUUCUAGUAGGCCCCUAGCCCUACUGUAAUAAUGAAUUAGUAAACUUUUGUAAAUAUUAUUAAAACAUUUUUUUGGGGCGAAAUUAAAUUAAAUAAAUAAAUACAUCUAGUUGAGCGGGGGGUCGAAGGGAGGGUGGAAGCUAUCACCCUCUACUGAACUUUGCUUUAAUAUAAAGUUAUACGUGAGUCUCCCACUGAGAAAAAUUGUCAAGUAUUCUGAAACCAGUAUUUGACAUCAUAAAAAGGUGAUAUAUUGAGACCUCGUUUCACAGACACCCUCCCCCACUGAAAGAAAAAUUCUGGCCGCUUCUGGUAAGGACGAUUAGCAGACACUCGCCCCCCCCACUUACUAUCACAUCAUGCAAUCUUCAAAUAAAUAGAUUGAUAAAAUGUUUCAAAGCUAAUGUUCUUUUCUUAAUGCUCAACAGCCUGCAACAAUGAUGGCGAAUUGUUCAUCAGUACGGAUGACAAGCCGGAGAACAAAAGAUUAGUUUGCAAAAUAUCCAAUUACGGUUCCCAAAUCAAUGGAGCAUGGUUUAAGUAAGUAGCAGAUUUUCUCAUUUCAAUUUAAUUAUCCUUAUAUCCUGGGCUAGUGCUGCUACAGGAAGAAACUUAAUUUAGAUUAACUUUUUUCACUGGAUAGAUAUAUCUAUAGACUGUUUUCCCUAAAGUCCAGUAAGAAUGAUUAACAAUUGGACAUACAACGAGGCCGAGUUGUCUUACUCUUACUCAAAAUACAAAGUGAACUGCAAGCACAAUAGAUAUUCCAGCUUUUGACGAAAUUUUGAUCUAGACAAGAAGAACGAAAUCCAUUACCAUAGCUGGAAAGAGCAUCUUAAAAUGAGUAAAAUUGCAAAGUUUGGUUGCGAAAUGUUGUAAAAUGAGGAGACUAUAGCCCUGUGAAGUUCGCAAGUUUUGUAUAUAUUUACAUUACGCGCGGGAAAAAUAACCAUUGAUGAUAAUUAUUGAUGAUAUUUUUAAUUUGAGCCGAAAGUGGUUAUUUUUACCGCGCAUAAUACAAAUAUAUACAAAAUUUGCGAACUUCAAGGGCUAUAUUUUCUUCAUUUUACAACAUUUCGCAACCAAACUUUGCAGUUUCACUUAUUAUAAGAUGCUCUUUCUAGCUGUGUUGGAUUUCGUUCUUCUUGCCUUGAUCAAAAUUUAGUCUAUAGCUGGAAUCACCCAUUGGAAAGAUUUUUCAUGCCUCGAAGUAUUUUUAAAUCUUUAUCUUGCUCUCACCUUUUCUAGAUACGACAGCCAACGUUCCCCGCCCAUUCCAAUGAUCAAAGGAGAAUAUUACUACAUGGAAACUGUGCAUAAGCAUCUAUUUGGUAAAGAUGUUCUUAAAGUCGCAGUGCUAAUAGAAAAUGGGCAGUUUAUUGGACCCAUUGGAGAGCGAUUCCUUUAUUUUUAUUACAAAUCUUCAAAAGAAAGUAAGUGUAGGUUAAGGGAUAUAUGAAAGCCAGGAGGCGCAAAUUGACUGCACGUAUUAAGGGGGGGGGGGAGGGGGCGAGUUCCUGCCCGACAAAUUAAGGUGUGGUCACCAAACAAUCUGCGAUGAAAUUCGUGAACUUUUCUAUCUUUACCUCAGAUGACUUCAACCGCUUUGCCUGACAUACAGCCCAACAUGAGGCAACAUUUGCCCGAGUAUAAUACCAUUUUUGACUCACGGAUAUCUGUGAGUUUUUGUGGUUACUUGAGCGUGGGGCAGUUAAACAACGGGAAAUGACGAGCUUGCUUUGCGCGCACUGUUUGCCUGCGCAUCGGGCCUUUCAGAACCGGAAAUCGGGUUGGAGCACGCGUACGUUGUUUUUAUUUGACAUAAGAAGCACGACAAAUGGCAAAAUUCGCAUGGUGCCCAUUUGCAAAAACAACUGCUCUAAUUCUUUCUGUCACUUUCACUUGAUUUCAUCUGUGAGUCUCUGAUCUUUAUUAAACCUUGGGUGGAUGUCACACCCACCUCCCCACACGCCCCUGAAAAGAACAGGGAGAACUUCGACGCUUCGUGCGUAGGCCCUUUGUCGGGAAGCUAGUAGAACGUCGAAGUUCUCCUUGUGUUUUUCAGGAAGUUGUAUUCAUCCCGAAGCUUUCUCCGUUUAAGCGAUAUAUGGCAAUAAUAAUUUAAUUUGUCUCAUUUGAAAGAACUUUUAAAAUUACGUGCAAAACGUUUUUACAGCUUCUUCAAAUUUUGCUUAGUUCUCGAAAUAUUUUCACGACAAUCAUCAUAAAUCAGCGAGCUGUCCGCCAUCUUGGAUUAUUGUGGAUGUUUUAUAUAUUACUGGCAUUUCUUUGAGCAUAUGCAUUUGUAAAGAAGACUAUAUAUGUUGGCAUCUCUGAUUUUGACUUUAUAGCCGAAAAUUUGAGAAUUUUAAAAUGUUGUCUAUUAAAGUACAAUGUUCACAAAAAUGCAAAAUUUCAAGUUUACUUUUCACAAAAAUAAACUAUACCAUUAGAAGGGUCGCACAAAAGUAUAUAUAAAACACGAAAGCGAGUAGUGCGAAUUUUAAGUCUGUUUUGAGUUAGGGGAGCUCAAAGUUGGCAAAAUAGUAACUUUUCCCAUAAUUAAAAUAGUACAUUUUCUUCAUUUUUGAACGUUAAACAUUCGUUUGAACACUAGCGCGCCGAAACAUAUUUAAUGGUGUGCACACCUUUAUUUGUAGAAGGUAAAACGACAGACCCGUUAGACGCAGGUGUAGCGGCCGGUAUCAAAGCUGGACAGGACGUACUCGAGAAAGCGAAGAAGAAAGCGGCAGAGGAGGCAAAAAAGGCGGCAGAAAAAGCGGUUGAAGAAACAUUAAAGAUUACUGAAUUACCGACAGGAAAUGGAAAGAAGCCGAAGACAAGAUAUAUCGAAGAGGUCAAUAUUACUGAAGUGGUUGAAAAAAUGAAUCUAACCGCGCACGCUACGUUGAUGAAUGGCUGGUCUGCUGCUGGUAUGUUGACAUGUGUCGUUGUGACAUGCAGUACCCAGUAAAAUUAAUUUAACUGGAACGCUAUCUUCAACCGGAAAUUUGAAAUCAAACUUGCCAGUCCCUGUCUUUUCACGCAUGCGAAGAGCUCGGUCAAUCCGUGAACAAGAAUAUGUAUUCAUGAAAACCAAUUUAAAAUUUACAAGAAAGCUUUUUAACAGCGCUGAAAACAACUUUUUAUUAAUGCAUUUAUUUAGGUAAAAUUUUCUAGUAGAGUUUAUUAUAGUACUUUUAUUUUUGUUCUUUUUAAAAUACAUCCUCGCUCCCUGAACUGGUCUCGCGAGAGAAUCGCGAGGCAUAAACACGCGGGUAUUUUGUCUCGCGAGAGAAUCGCGUGGCAUAAACACGCGGGACUUCGGUCUCGCGAGAGAAUCACGAGGCAUAAACACGCGUGUAAGAUUUGGCUCAAGAAAAAGAUAGGCAUUUUAUCUGAAGAUAGUGUUCCAGUUAUAUUCACUUCACUGGCAGUACCAUAAGCUUUACCAGAUUACUCAAUUUCUGCUAGCAGAUAACUGAAUUUUCUGUAGGUUGCGUGAUUGCGCGAUUUAACUGUAAGCUCUUAGCCAAUCAAAUUGCUUUUACCAAUAAUAAUAGCUUUUAUAGCUAUAAUUAGCCUACAGUAAUGUUGUUUUCCCAAACCGGUUUGACAUAUUUUUACAAAUGGCCAAUCACAUGCGAGAUUCAAAUUCUGAACCUAAUCAAGUGUGGAAGAGGGAUUUGCAAUCGAUGUGACCGGAGGCUCUUCCUUCGCCUCUCGUUUCUUUCGUCUCGCAAAGAGCCUCUGGAUGGGAAAGAUGAUGUACAUGAUGACGUGUACUGAAAAUUAGUAAGGCGAACAGCCGACUUAUUUCGAGAUACGCCGGCAAAGAUUUUUAUAAUAACCAUGGUUUAUUAUCAGUAUUUCCAUAACAUGGCUCUUCACCUGAUAAUACUGCAAAAAGCAUUGCAAAUAGAAAUAUUUUGUAAAACUCUACUAAAUAGUAACACAGAUCUAUGAUCUGUGCAUGAUUUGAUAUCAGCUGGUAGCAGGGCCGCCGGGAGGGGGGGGGGCAAAUUGCCCGUUCCCCACCUUAAUAGGGCCUCACGCUGUCUUAGACCGACACUUUAAUAACAUACUAUUUUGCAUAAGCACUUUAAGUAAUAUGAGAUAUUAACUUCAACAGGUCACAGAGGUGCAAUUCGUCUGUACUCAAUGAAGCCCCACAAAGACUACAGGAACAACCUCGCAAUAACAGUACAUGGAAAUCAAAUAGUUCUGGGCGAGACUGCUUCAUGUUGGCUCCCGCACACACCUGGAAAUUUGCCAAAGAAUUCGACUUACAACGAAAGCAAAACAGUUUCAUUUGAACUUGUGAACAGCGAUGGAUAUUACUUGAUGCAAAGGGAUGACAAGUUUGUGGUGGGGAAAUACAACGGCAGUUCUGACUUUGGUAAGUUUUAGAACAGUUUAGGUUCAAGGACGGCGCUAGCCCUAUUUUAAUGGGAGGUGUAAGUGAAUUUCCACUCAUGUAUAUUAAAAUAUUUUUCGUUCUAAAAUUGCGGUUUGAAAAUUGUCUGGACAUUAUAUUUAUCAUUUUCUUGUGGGUUCACGUAGGCCGUUACUCGUUUAGGUUUUCCUUAAUGUUACCUUAAAUUUUCCCAAAUUUCAGGUAUAAUUGUUAGUUUUUGAUCAGUUUUUCUAAAAUAUUUUAGUUUUUUCACUCUUCCUAUCCAAUUCAUGUUUUGCCGACUGAGAAAACAAUUUGCCGACUGGGAUACAACAAUUUGCUGACUACCUGUCGACUGGGGAGGGGGUGUUGCACCCCUUUUACUCUGUCCCCACCCCUUUUACUCUGUCCCCACCCCUUUUACUCUGUCCCCACCCCUUUUACUCUGUUCCAAGGAAAAUAAUUAUUUGCAGGCUUGUGAUAGAGUUAUUCUUUAAAAUUUAAGCCACUUUAGUUUAGGUUUCCUACUAUAUUAACACUGGAUCAAUAAGAAAUGCCCCCCUUACUAUAGACUUCUGAGAAAUUAUGAAUAAUAUUUAAUGAAGUUGAGACAAAGGAUUGUCACGGUAUACAGUUCAACAUCAAACAAAGGUUUUCUAUUUUGUGCCUUUGAAGUUUGCUGGGCUUCCUAGCCAUCAUAUAUUGACAAACUAUGGUCUAAUUUCGAUUAAGGCCUGUUUAAACGGAUGCAACAUUGUCCAACAUUGUUGGACCAACAAUGUUGGACGAUUGUUGGUCAACGUGUUCAAACGUAUGCUACAAUCCAACAACUUUUAGCAGUCAAUUAGUACAAACUUCUGUUUGGAAAUAAUUAUGCAAAGAACAGUGUGACCACCUGUGUGUUGAUUGGACAGUAUUUAAAUACGCAUAGAUUUUCAAAUUUCAAUGUUAUCGUUUUCAUGUUUUCAAGAUGGCUACUCUUGCUUACAUUCUGUAUAUGUUAAAAUUAUUGUCAGUAUAGACUUUUACCUCAAUCGUUAGUAUGAAUAAGGGAAUUUUUUUAAACUAUAUCACGUAAGUUUGUGUUGUCAAAUUUAAAUAAUGGAAAUAUCAAUGGAAACGAUGACGUUGUACUGAUUUUUCGCCAAAUGUUGGAUGAUGUUGGAUGAAAAGUUUGAACAAAAUCAAACUUGAUCCAACAUCAUCCAACAUAAUGCAACAAUAUCCAACAUGGUGUUCAAACGGACCCAACAUGUUGGACACAACAAUGUUGGGUGAUGUUGGUACAACAUAUUGCAUCCGUUUAAACAGGCCUUUAGUUAGAUUUUUGUAGUCUGUGUCACAAUAGUAAGGUCUGUGAAGGUCUGAUUCCAUGGGCGCUUUUUCUCGGCGAAAUGCGAAAUAUUUCGCAUGUUUCUUUUGAAUUGUGAGCAAUCAAGUAGAAAUAAUUUAUUCGAGUGGUCGCAAUUCAAAAGAAACAUGCGAAAUCUAGAUUUCGCAUUUCGCCGAAAAAAAGCGCCCGUGGAAUCAGGCCUUAACACACGUUAGUUUUUUUGUCACUUUAGUAGUUGUUAACUGCAGUCUUUUUCAAAACCAGGAUACGAGUCAAGUUUUACCGAACGUCACAGAGUCAGCGCUCCAGGGACCUCAUUUUUCACGCUGUCAGCCGCUCGUCACUGGGCGCGGGCCUUCUGUAUUGGCGGCUUGAUCGGACGUCGUCGUUACGAAAUGAGAUUGUUACAUGAUGAUGAAAGUGUCAAUUAUAUACGAAACUGUUCUUUUUAUGUCGAACCUGUCGAUAAUUGUACGCAGCCUAAAUAUGUCCCAAUCAUGGAAAAGCCAAAGAACAUAACGAAGACGCCCACUGGUAAUUAAUAAUAUAUCAUGGCUAAUAAUAUAUAUAAACAAAUUUCUCAAUUCUGAUUGGCUAAGAGCAGUGAAAUUUCGAGGAAAUAUAGUGCAGAGAAAAGGAUAAUCUCGUGAGAUUUUUUGCACCUCCCCUGAAAAGUCGUGUACCUUAUCUUAGACAUGCAUCUCUUCUUGGAAAGGUUAAAUGAUAGAUCAAAGUGAAAUAGUUUGACAAUUUUUUAAGUGUUACUUAGGGUCUACAUUUUGUAAGAAGUGAUAGCUUCUCCCUGUAAAGCACCCUUUUAAUGCAAUGUUUCGAAAGAAACUUUGUAGUAAUGUAAUGUAAACGGCAAAAUUGGAUGAGUCGUACAGUCAUAUUUCAUAAAUACAUUGAUACAUAUAUACAGUACAUGCAUACGUCACGUCGUUGACUUUAGGGGUGGGAUACAUUAUUAUCCCAGACAUCCCAUGGGGGCUGUGAGUUAGACCGCUGCACCUUUUCCUAAAUGUUUUUCGCCUCCCUUAAACUUUUCCCACCUCCCCCACCCUACCAUUUCCACCCAGAACAGAACAGAACAGAACAGAACAGAACAGAACAGAAUUAGAACAGAAUUAGAACAGAAUUAGAACAGAAUUAGAACAGAAUUAGAACAGAAUUAGAACAGAAUUAGAACAGAAUUAGAACAGAAUUAGAACAGAAUUAGAAAAGAACAGAACAGAACAGAACAGAACAGAACAGAACAGAACAGAACAGAACAGAACAGAACAGAACAGAACAGAAUUAGAACAGAAGAGAAGUAGAACAGAACAGAAUUAGAACAGAGCAGAAUUAGAACAGAACAGAAUUAGAACAGAACAGAACAGAACAGAACAGAACAGAACAGAACAGCACAGCACAGCACAGCACAGCACAGCACAGCACAGCACAGCACAGCACAGCACAGCACAGCACAGCACAGCACAGAACAACAGAAAAGACAUUCGACAUUUGCAACACUUUAACUGAAUGUUUUAACACUAUAUAUUGUUUUCAGACACAUGUAUAUCGCUGUUAUUUCUGAACAACGCAGACACAGUAGUCCUUGUCAAAAGUUCAGUGAAGCCAACACCUUACAGAAUCACAGAGCCUCGUUUUGACCUAACCAUGAAAUUCCAGGGAAUGGAGUUCACGCCAGUCACGUUCAAUGCCUCAGAUCCAGAGUUCACUCAGAGAAAAUGCUUUCUCAAUGGGAAGAAGUAUUUUACAAUCUCGCCACAAAUAUUUUGUAACAACACGGUGAAUGUUGAGAUAGCUUGUGCUUAUCAAGGUAUGAAAUUAUUGCAUUAGGAUAGGUCUAUCAGUUCUGUUUUGAAACUGUAUUUCCUAGGGGUUCAGUUUAUCUCGCCUAAAAAUCUUUUCUUUCAUCAAAACAAUGGUUUGAAAUGACAAAAACGUGUGUUAAAAACUCUUUAUUAAUGUGUGGUUAAAUGCAAAGGGUCCAUGGACCACAGGCCCAUUUUUUCAAAAUUUAAACUUUCUUGAAACUAUUCCUAGCAUUAUGAGCAUGAUCAAAAACUUUUUCUUUCAUCAAAACAAUGAGUCUCAAUUGACAAAUAUGAAAAUUUUGGUCGAAUGCAAAGAGGUACUGGGUUUUGACUAAACAAUGAGUUUUUUAAAAAUGACAUCAGUUUAUAUUAAGAGGAAUUUAGUCAAACUUAGUCAUGAGUUUUAAGUGAUAAAAACAUGAAAGUGUUGUUUAGAGAGAGCAAAUAAAGCUAUCCAAUAGAAAUACAGUCAAGGCUACCUGAACAACAAAUUGAUUUUGAAAAUUAUUUCUUAGCGAUAACAACAACGCCGGCACCGACACCAACGCAGCCUCCAACUCAACCCACAGCGCCACCUAAGAAAAUGAGGAUACUCUGCCCCGGACCCCCAGGUCCUCCCGGCCCACCAGGACCGCCAGGCAUGAUGGGACGGAUAGGCAUCCGAGGACCGCCAGGGAUAGUUGGAGCUCCGGGUGCGCCGGGUUCUCCUGGAAAGCCUGGAUCUAGUAGCAUAAUCAGGCCGAGUGGGAAAACUUCACAUAGAGCACCCAAAGAGAAGGAAACAGCAUCACAUCAAAUAUCCAUAAAUCUCCCUAACAUGGUGUCAAUAUGUUCCUGCAAAGACCCCAGGUGUACUAGGCCAAUAUGCAGAGACAAAGAAGUAAAACCAGACAAGUACUUAAAACCUGUUUUAAAUAAAGAUGAACCUUUUUUGUACAAUGCUAAACCGGUUUCAGAGAAACAUAAACCUGUUUUGGACAAAGAUAUUAAUCCUGUUUUUGACCCAUUAAACAUCAACGACAACCCGAAAGAAGCAACGAUUCUCACACAAAGGUCGGACAUACCAAAAAUGUCAAAUAGACUGUCAAAGAGCCACCAAACGUCGGGUGAAACGCGCACAGAUGAAUUUGAAGAUUCUUCACCGUUCAGACUUCUCACAAUGCCCAUAUGUACGAGCUAUGGUCCUCCCGGCCCCCCUGGCCCUCCUGGAACCCCCGGUGUACUUGGACAACAGGGACCUCAGGGGCCUGCAGGACCUCCGGGACAUCCAGGUUCCCCUGGGCCGCCAGGAUCCCCUGGUGUACAACAGGUAAUCCCAAGUGUACCUCAAGGUGAAGUCAAAACAGACUCAGGGCCUUGUUUUAGUUCAGGUCAUUUGAACCCAUGUAAACUUCCAAAUAUUAUAAUAGUACAUGACCCACCACCACAACCUCAUAUUAUCCUCCAUUCACCCCCAGUACCCCCACCAAUUAUCCAUCGUUUACCCUCACCACCACCCACAUGUCCCUCAACAUGCACUCAAACAUGUACUCCCAGUUGCCCUACAUAUUGUUGCUCAAAUUCGCCCCCAUAUCAAGAAUAUUCAAACGACCAGAAAUGCUGGUGUCACAAUGCCUGCACACGACAAGUGAAACGAAAUUGUAGGAGAGUAUGUACUUGUGAAAAUACUGAAAUUGUAAAAUAGUGAAUUUUAAAAAGUUUUGUAUCAACUACAGUUAUGUCUCUAGUAUUAUAAUUUUAACAGCAACAACUACAACAGCAGAAUGCAUGUUUCUUCCCAUUCAUAUUAAUUUCAGAUGGCUUCGCGCAACUAUUAUCAAUAUAUAGCUUAGAAAAAGACGCCAAAAUCGACCUAAAAGUAAAGGCUAAUCCAUUAACAAUUUGAAAUGGCUAAUCCAUUAACAAUUUUAGAAUAUGAAAAAGUGGCAAAAUGAUGAAAACGUGAAGUAGUUGCCUUUAUAUCUUGUCGAUAAAAAGUCAAGACGGCAGCCUUUAUCUUUUUUAGUCACCUUUAUCAUUUUAAAGAGUAGCCAAAAAUCGCCAUAACCCAAAAUACUCCAUAACCCCCUUUAACAUUUUGCCAAAUUUGACCAGUUUUUCACAUGUUGAAAGUCUGUGGCAAAAAAUGGCAAAAAGUAAAAUCUAACCUCAUAAAUAUUCGCCCAUUUUCAGCCACUUUUAUUUUUGAAAAAUUGAUCAAAUAUCUCAGCCUCUUUUUAUUUUUGAAAAAAAAUGUCACUUAAGAAAAAACUAACUAGGAAAAACAAUUCUACAUAAUUCAAGAUCAGUAAACUCGAUGUUUUUAACAAUAAAAAUGUUUUAAAAUGUUAAAAAUAUUAAGUUUACUGAUCUUGAAUUAUGCAUUAUUGAUUUUCCUAGUUCAAUUAAAAGGGCUGAAAUGUGCCUUAAAAACCAUGCAUCAUUAGAAAGGCUGAACUGUGCCUUUAACUAUUUGUUCAUUUUAGCCCUUUUUUCCACUUUUGAGAAAUGUGUAAAAAAUAGCGAAAAAGGUAAGGCCUAACCCUUAAUCUUCCCUCCAUUUUUAGCCUUUUUUCAAUUUUUGAAAUCCGGCACAAAAAUAGUGAAAAAGGCAGGGGUAACCCCUUAACUUUUUUCAUUUCUGAAAAACGAGCAAAACAUGCAUGGCAAAAAGGUAAGGCUAACACCCCUUAAUAAUGUUUCGUCGAGUUUUUUCCAGUUUUGAGCAAUGUAAAAAAAAUAUCAAAAAAGGCAAAGUUUAUAACCCCUAUAAAGGAGCAAAAAAUGGGAAAAAAGGCUAAAAAAGUAAAGGCUAACCUCUUAUAUUCCGUCCAUUUUAGACCGUUUAUUUAUUUCUAUAAAAUAGGCCAAAAAUCGCCAAAAAAUUAAGGUUGUCCUUUUAAAUUUUCGCUCAUUUUUAGGAAUUACUUUAUUUCUGAAAAAAGGGCCAAAAAGUUAAGGUUAACCCCUUAACUUUUUGUUAUUUUAUAGCGUUUUUUCCUAAAAAUAGGCCAAAAAAGACAAAAAGUAAAGGCUAACCCCUUCAAUUUGCGUGGGCCAUAAAUGUUGAAAGUAGGCCAAAAAUCGCCAAUAAUUACUUCAGUGUAGGCGAGAUGGUCUAGUGGUAAGGACAAAGUGUUGCAAGUGCACGAAGCUAGGUUCGAUUCCUGGUUGUGUCAAAAGCAUUUUUUCAACCCGAAACGAGAAAAAGUUAAGUAGAAUAAAAAGGGAAGCAAGUGUAAGCGAGAUGGUCUAGUGGUAUAGGACAAAGUGCUGCAAGUGCGUGAAGCCGGGUGUUUGUAUUACCGAGUAAUGAGUAAUGAAUUUUCGUACUUGCUUUGGACUAAACCAUGAAAACAUUGACUGCACUCACUCCUUGCUGUCCAUUAUAAUGCUGUUACAGUGUCAGCAGUAUCAACAUUAUUAUUAUUAUUAUUAUUAUUAUAAAUUUCCAAACUAGCAGUAACAACUGAAUUACUUUGGAAUUACAGGGUAUAAGAACAUAGGUAUUUAAUCUAUUCUAUAUUUACAGGUAAAAAUAGGUAAGUUAGAUAAAAAUAACGAUAAUAAUCUAAAGUUUACUUAUUAUUAUAAGCACGAGACGCAGCAGGAAUGAAACUGUUCAAAAAACGUUCAGUUCUACACCUAGGUACUAAUAAGUUGGGAUAAGACCUCAGAUUAUAAGUUUGAAGACUUUUAGGCGGUACUAAGGCAUUCAGUUUAUGAGUGGGUUCCAACAUCUUCGAAAAAAGUCGCUUGCAAUGGACAGUUCUACGGUCGUAAAGAGUCGUCAAGUUAGCUUUAAGCAAACAUUCAGCAUAGAUAGUUCCAGGGAAAAUAAUUUUUAACGCCCUUUUUUGUAUUUUUUCAACUUGAUCACUCAGGUAAUGAGGAAGGCCAUAAUGCCACACCUGACAAGCAUAUUCGACAAUUGGUCGAAUAUGUGUACAAUAGGUUGAGAUCAGAAUUGAGAAGGUAAAGCAUUUCUUUUAAGAAGGCGCAGACCGUACAAACGCUUCGCGGCUUUCUUGCAAAUGUAGUCAAUAUGGCAGUUCCAUUUGAGGUCGUCCGAAAGGACAACGCCCAAUAGUUUGGCCUCGAAAACGACGUCGACCUCUUGACCGCGAAUGGUAAUAGGGGCAAACGAUGGGGUAAGCUUAGAAAAGCAGACACGCAAUUCUUUGGUCUUUGAUACAUUUAACUUCAUAUUAUUGUCUGAUGACCAUUCAGAGCAGCUGAUGAUGUUAGCGGGUAACUGGGAAGGGGAAUUGUUUGAUAUUAUUUCCCAAAGGCUAGUAUCAUCGACAAAUUUAACAGUUUCAUCCACUACAGCCAAGUCAUUUAUCAUGAUCAAAAAUAAUAGUGGGCCAAGCUUCGUUCCUUGUGGGACGCCGGCGUUUAAAAACUUCCACUCAGAAAAGAACUGACCAACACGGGUUCUUUGUUGUCUGCCUGUUAGGAAGUUUGCGAUCCAGUUGAGUAACACGGGAUGAAUUUCCAUGUCUUUCAAUUCUUCCAACAGAAUGUUAUGAUCUAAUCUAUCAAACGCCUUGGCAAAAUCAAGUAAACAAAUCCGUAUAGUGUUGCCUUGUUUGUCAGCUGCUUCAAACCAUUUAUGUAGCAUGUAGAUUAAUGCCAUACUAGUGCUUGAACCCUUCAGCGAACCAAAUUGCAAGGAAUCAAUUUUUUUUGAGACGGAGUCAAGGAGCCAUUUGUAGGGAAAGGAUUCAAGAAUCUUGCUGAUAAUUGGUGUGAGGGAGAUUGGUCUGAAGUCAGAAUCAACAUCUUUAGGAGGCGAAGAUUUUUGAACUGGUGUAAUAUUUGCUGCCUUCCAUAUUGAGGGAACAAAUCCUUCACGAACUGAUGAAUUAAAAAUAGAACACAAAGGUCGACACAACACGGAAGCGUUUUCCCGGAGAAGCCAAGAAGGAAUUUCAUCGGGACCAGCAGAUGAAUGAAGUUUAGAUGAUAAUAGGGCCUUUUCAUUCUCCUCGACAGAGAUGCAGAAAUCAUCUGGAAUGUCAUUUGUGGGAAGGGGGAGCCAGUUUAGAUUGGGUAAGGAGGACCCUACAGCAACGAACUUGUCGUUGAGCAAAUUUGCUAAAUCGGCAUCAGAGUAGGAUUUACCUUAAAACAUCAUUGUAGAUACAUUCUUAGAAGACUGAAGACCGGCAAUAUUCUUCACCGCUGACCACCAUUUACGAGAAUCGGACUGUUGAACGCCCGCGAUACUUUUAUUGUAGUAAUUUAGUCGUGCUUUUUUGCAAAGUGCAUUGACUUUGUUUCGAUAGAAUCUGAACAUCAGGUUAUUGCCAGCCGCCCAUGCUGUUUGCCGCUUGGAAAUAAGAGAUUUUAUUUCGGAAGUAAUCCAAGGCUUGUCACUAGAAUCAAUUUCCAAGGCUUGUUUACAUGGCCAUAAUAUUCACGACAAGGAGUGAGUGGAACCACAGUCAAUGUUUUCAUGGUUUAUCUUUCCAAAGCAAGUACGAAAAUUCAUUACUCAUACUCAUUACUCGAAAUACAAACACCCCCUUGAAGUUCAAUAGAACAUCAGGUUCGAAACAGCAUACUAUUAACUUUCACGUCUUUUUCGAUUACACAGCUGAAAAAACUUGCUUUUUAUGUUCACGGACUGUCUAGUUAUAUGCAAGAAUGGGGCAUCGACAGAAAGCCGAUUGACCGUAGGUUCCAAAAAUACAAUUUUCAGAACGUGGCAAAUUCACGUUUUUGCUACAAGCAGCCGUGAAAUUCAAUAAAACAUCAGGUCCGAAAUAGCAUAAUAUUAACUUUCACGUCUUUUUCGAUUACACAGCAAGAAAAACUUGCUUUUUAUGUCCACGGACUGUCUAGUUAUGCUAGAAUGAGGCAUCGACAGAAAUGCUAUUGACCGUAGUUUCCAAAAAUACAAUUUUCAGACCGUGGUAAAUUCAAGCUUUUGCUAUAGAAGGGGUCUUGAAAUUCAAUAGAACAUCAGGUUCAAAAUAGCAUAAUUUAACUUAAGUUUCACUUCUUUUUCGAUUACACAGCUGGAAAAACUUGCUUUUUAUGUCCACGGAUUGUCUAGUUAUGCAAGGAAGAGCCAUCGACAGAAAGCCUAUUGACCGUAGAUUCCAAAAAUACAAUUUUUAGACCGUGGUAAAUUCACGUUUUUGCUACAAGGGGCCUUGAAAUUCAAUAGAACAUCCGGUGCGAAACAGCAUAAUAUUAACUUUCACGUCUUUUUCGAUUACACAGCUGGAAAAACUUGCUUUUUAUGUCCACGGAUUCUCUAGUUAUGCAAGGAAGAGCCAUCGACAGAAAGCCUAUUGACCGUAGAUUCCAAAAAUACAAUUUUUAGACCGUGGUAAAUUCACGUUUUUGCUACAAGGGGCCUUGAAAUUCAAUAGAACAUCCGGUGCGAAACAGCAUAAUAUUAACUUUCACGUCUUUUUCGAUUACACAGCUGGAAAAACUUGCUUUUUAUGUCCACGGAUUCUCUAGUUAUGCAAGGAAGAGCCAUCGACAGAAAGCCUAUUGACCGUAGAUUCCAAAAAUACAAUUUUUAGACCGUGGUAAAUUCACGUUUUUGCUACAAGGGGCCUUGAAAUUCAAUAGAACAUCCGGUGCGAAACAGCAUAAUAUUAACUUUCACGUCUUUUUCGAUUACACAGCUGGAAAAACUUGCUUUUUAUGUCCACGGAUUCUCUAGUUAUGCAAGGAAGAGCCAUCGACAGAAAGCCUAUUGACCGUAGAUUCCAAAAAUACAAUUUUUAGACCGUGGUAAAUUCACGUUUUUGCUACAAGGGGCCUUGAAAUUCAAUAGAACAAAAGGUGCGAAACAGCAUAAUAUUAACUUUCACGUCUCUUUCGAUUGCACAGCGGGAAAAACUUGCUUUUUAUGUCCACGGACUGUCUAGUUAUGCAAGAAUGAGGCAUCGACAGAAGGACUAUUGACCGUAGAUUCCACUGGAAAAUACAAUUUUUAGACCGGCAUAAAUUCAAGUUUUUGCUGCAAGGUGCCUUGAAAUUCAAUAGAACAAAAGGAUCGAAACAGCAUAGUAUUAACUUUCACGUCUCUUUCGAUUACACAGCGGGAAAAACGUGCUUUUUAUGGGCACGGACUGUCUAGUUAUGCAAAAAAGAGGCAUCUACAAAAAGCCUAUUGACCGUAGAUUCCAAAAAUACAAUUUUUAGACCGUGGUAAAUUCACGUUUUUGCUGCAAGGGGCCUUGAAAUUCAAUAGAACAAAAGGUUUGAAACAGCAUAAUAUUAACUUUCACGUCUCUUUCGAAUACACAGCAGGAAAAACUUGCUUUUUAUGUCCACGGACUGUCUAGUUAUGCAAGAAUGAGGCAUCGACACAAAUACUAUUGACCGUAGAUUCCAAAAACACAAUUUUCAGACCGGCAUAAAUUCAAGUUUUUGCUACAAGGGGCCUUGAAAUUCAAUAGAACAAAAGGUACGAAAAAGCAUAAUAUUAUAAAACUUUGACGUCAUUUUCGAUUACACAGCUGGAAAAACCUGCUUUUUAUCUCCACGUACGGCCUAGUGAUGCCUGAAUAAGGCAUCCACAGAAAGCUUAUUUACCGUAGAUUCCAAAAAUAGAAUUUUGAGACUGGCCCAAAUUCAAGACUCUGCAACAGAAGCCUUCAAAUUCAAUAGGACAUAAGGUUCGAAACAGCAUAAUAUUAAGUUUCACGUCUUUUUCGAUUGCAGAGCUGGAAAAAGCUGCUUUUUAUGUCCACGGACUGUCUUGUUAUGCAAGAAUGGGGCAUCGACAGAAAGCCUACCGAACGUGGAUUCCAAAAACCAAUUUUCAGACCGGCGUAAUUUCCGGGUUUUGCUACAACAGGUAUUGAAAUUCAAUUUCUCAAAAGGUUCCAAAUAGCAUAAUAUUAACUUUCGCGUCUUUUUCGAUUACACAGCUGAAAAAACUUGCUUUUUAUGCUCACUUGUUAUGCAAGAAUGAGCCAUCGACAGAAAGCCUAUGGACCGUGGAUUCCAAAAAUACAAUUAUCAGACCGGCGUAAAUUCCGGUUUUUGCUACAAGGGGCCUUGAAAUUCAAUAAAGGUUCGAAAUAGCAUAAUAUUAACUUUCGAGUCUUUUUCGAUUACACAGCUGAAAAAACUUGCUUUUUAUGUUCCCGAACUGUCUUGUUAUACAUGAAUAAGCAUCGACAGAAAGCUUAUUGAACGUAGAUUCCAAAAAUACAAUUUUCAGACCGUGACAAAAACUUGUUUUUGCUACAAGGGGCCUUGAAAUUCAAUAGAACAAAAUGUACAAAAUAGCAUAAUAUUAACUUUCAGGUCUUUUACGAUUGCGCAGCUGGAAAAACCUGCUUUUUAUCUCCACGUACGGCAUAGUGAUGCCUGAAUAAGGCAUCGACAGAAACCCUAUUGACCGGAGAUUCCAAAAAUACAAUUUUGAGACUAGCCCAAAUUCAAGGCUCUGCUAUAGGAGCCUUCAAAUUCAAUAGGACAUAAGGUUCGAACCAGCAUAAUAUUAACUUUCACGUCUUUUUCGAUUGCAGAGCUGGAAAAACCUGCUUUUUAUCUACACGGACUGUCUUGUUAUGCAAAAAUGAGGCAUCGGCUUCUAGCUUAUUGAACGUAGAUUCCAAAUAUACAAUUUUCUGACCGUGACAAAUUCAAGUUUUUGCUACAAGGGGCCUUGAAAUUCAAUAGAAGAAAAUGUACGAAAUAGCAUAAUAUUACCUUUCAGGUCUUUUUCGAUUGCGGAGCUGGAAAAACCUGCUUUUUAUCUCCACGUACGGCACAGCGAUGCCUGAAUAAGGCAUCGACAGAAAUCCUAUUGACAGUAGAUUCCAAAAAUACAAUUUUGAGACUGGCCCAAAUUCAAGGCUCUGCUAUAGGAGCCUUCAAAUUCAAUAGGACAUAAGGUUCGAAACAGCAUAAUAUUAACUUUCACGUCUUUUUCGAAUGCAGAGCUGGAAAAACCUGUUUUUUAUGUACACGGACUGUCUUGUUGUGCAAGAAUGAUGCAUCACCAGAAAGCUUUUUGAACGUAGAUUCCAAAAAUACAAUUUUCAGAUCGUGACAAAUUCAAGUUUUUGCUACAAGGGGCCUUGAAAUGCAAUAGAACAAAAUGUACCAAAUAGCAUAAUAUUAACUUUGACGUCUUUGUCGAUUACACAGGCUGGAAAAACCCGCUUUUUAUCUCCACGAACGUCCUAAUGAUGACUGUAUAAGGUUUCGACAGAACGCCUAUUGAUCGUAGAUUCCAAAAAUACAAUUUUGAGACUGGCCCAAAUUCAAGACUCUGCUAUACAGGAGCCUUCAAAUUUACAGAACGUAAGGUUCGAAACAGUAUAAUAUUAACUUUCACGUCUUUUUCGAUUACACUCCUCACCACGAGGACAAGGUUCCUCAACCAAAGGACAAGGUUCCUCACGCUGAGGACAAGGUUCCUCACGCUGAGGACAAGGUUUCUCACGCUGACGACAAGGUCCCUCAAGCUGAGGACAAGGUUCCUCACGCUGAGGACAAGGCUCCUCACGCUGAGGACAAGGCUCCUCACGGUGAGGACAAGCCUCCUCACGCUGAGGACAAGGCUCCUCACCCUGAGGACAAGGUUCCUCAUUCUGAGGACAAGGUUCCUCACCCUGAGGACAAGGUUCCUCAAGCUGAGGACAAGGCUCCUAACGCUAAGGACAAGGCUCCUCACCCUGAGGGCAAUGUUCCUCACCAUGAGGACAAGGUUCCUCAUCCUGAGGACAAGGUUCCUCGUCCUGAGGACAAGGUUCCUCACGCUGAGGACAUGGUUCCUCACGCUGAGGACAAGGUUUCUCACGCUGAGGACAAGGUCCCUCACGCUGAGGACAAGGUUCCUCACGCUGAGGACAAGGCACCUCACGCUGAGGACAAGGCUCCUCACGGUGAGGACAACGCUCCUCACGCUGAGGACAAGGCUCCUCACCCUGAGGACAAGGUUCCUCAUCCUGAGGACAAGGUUCCUCACCCUGAGGACAAGGUUCCUCACGCUGAGGACAAGGCUCCUCACGCUAAGGACAAGGCUCCUCACCCUGAGGGCAAGGCUACUCACCCUGAGAACAAGGUUCCUCAUCCUGAGGACAACGUUCCUCACGCUGAGGACAAGGUUCCUCACACUGAGUACAAGGUUUUUCACGCUGAGGACAAGGUUCCUGACUCUACAUGAGGACAAGGUUCCUCGACUCUGAGGACAAGGUUCUUCACCCUGAGGACAAGGCUCCUCAAGCUGAGGGCAAGGUUCCUUACGCUGAGGACAAGGCUCCUCGAGCUGAGGACAAGGCUCCUCACGCUGAGGACAAGGUUCCUCACCCUGAGGACAAGGCUCCUCACGCUAAGGACAACGCUCCCCACCUGAGGGUAAGGCUCCUCACCCUGAGGACAACGUUCCUCACCCUGAGGACAAGGUUCCUCACCCUCAGGAGAAGGUUCCUCACCCUGAGGACAAGGUUUCUCACGCUGAGGACCAGGUUCCUGACUCUGCAUGACGACAAGGUUCCUGACUCUGAGGACCAGGUUCCUCACCCUGAGGACAAGGUUCUCACGAUGAAGACAAGGUUCCUUACGCUGAGGACAAGGCUCCUCACGCUGAGGACAAAGCUCCUCACGGUGAGGACAAGGCUCCUCACGGUGAGGACAAGCCUCCUCACGCUGAGGACAAGGCUCCUCACCCUGAGGACAAGGUUCCUCAUUCUGAGGACAAGGUUCCUCACCCUGAGGACAAGGUUCCUCAAGCUGAGGACAAGGCUCCUAACGCUAAGGACAAGGCUCCUCACCCUGAGGGCAAUGCUCCUCACCAUGAGGACAAGGUUCCUCAUCCUGAGGACAAGGUUCCUCGUCCUGAGGACAAGGUUCCUCACGCUGAGGACAUGGUUCCUCACGCUGAGGACAAGGUUUCUCACGCUGAGGACAAGGUCCCUCACGCUGAGGACAAGGUUCCUCACGCUGAGGACAAGGCACCUCACGCUGAGGACAAGGCUCCUCACGGUGAGGACAACGCUUCUCACGCUGAGGACAAGGCUCCUCACCCUGAGGACAAGGUUCCUCAUCCUGAGGACAAGGUUCCUCACCCUGAGGACAAGGUUCCUCACGCUGAGGACAAGGCUCCUCACGCUAAGGACAAGGCUCCUCACCCUGAGGGCAAGGCUCCUCACCCUGAGAACAAGGUUCCUCAUCCUGAGGACAACGUUCCUCACGCUGAGGACAAGGUUCCUCACACUGAGUACAAGGUUUCUCACGCUGAGGACAAGGUUCCUGACUCUACAUGAGGACAAGGUUCCUCGACUCUGAGGACAAGGUUCUUCACCCUGAGGACAAGGCUCCUCAAGCUGAGGGCAAGGUUCCUUACGCUGAGGACAAGGCUCCUCGAGCUGAGGACAAGGCUCCUCACGCUGAGGGCAAGGUUCCUCACCCUGAGGACAAGGCCCCGACUCUGUUGAGAAGGUUCCUCACCUUGAGGACAAGUUUCCUCACGCUGAGGACAAGGUUUCUUCCGCUGAGGACAAGGUUCCUCACGAUGAGGACAAGGCUCCUCACCCUGAGGACAAGGUUUCUCACCCUGAGGACAAGGUUCCUCACCAUGAGGACAAGGUUCCUGACUCUGAGGACAAGGUUCCUCACCCAGAGGACAAGGUUCCUCACGAUGAAGACAAGGUUCAUUACGCUGAGGACAAGGUUCCUCACCCUGAGGACAAGGUUCCUCACGCUGAGGACAAGGCUCCUUACCCUGAGGACAAGGUUCCUCACCCUGAGGACAAGGUUCCUCACCAUGAGGACAAGGUUCCUGACUCUGAGGACAAGGUUCCUCACCCAGAAGACAAGGUUCCUCACGAUGAAGACAAGGUUCCUUACGCUGAGGACAAGGCUCCUCACUCUGAGGACAAGGCAACUCACGCUGAGGAAAAGGUUCCUCACCCUGAGGACAAGGUUCCGACUCUGUGGACAAGGUUUCUCACCCUGAAGACAAGGUUCCUCACGCUGAGCACACGGUUCCUCACGCUGAUGACAAGGUUCCUCACCCUGAGAACAAGGCUCCUCACCCUUAGGACAAGGUUCCUCACCCUGAAGACAAGGCUCCUCACGCUAAGGACAAGGCUCCUGACCCUGAGGGCAAGCUUCCUCACCCUGAAGACAAGGUUCCUCACCAUUAGGACAAAGUUCCUCACGCUGAGCACAAGAUUCCUCACGCUCAGGACAAGGUUUCGUACGCUGAGGACAAGGUUCCUCACCCUGAGGACUAGGCUCCUCAUCUGAGGACAAGGUUCCUCACCUUGAGGACAAGGUUUCUCACGCUGAGGAGAAGGUCCUGACACUGCACGAGAACAACGUUCCUGGCUCCGGAUUAUUAUUUAUAUAUUAUUGGCCUUGUCCUUAGUGUGAGGAGCCUUCCCCUCAGGGUGAGGAACCUUGUCCUCAGGGUGUGGAGCCUUGUCCUCAGGGUGAGGAACCUUGUCCUCAGCGUGAGGAACCUUGUCCUCAGUGUGAGGAACCAUGUCCUCAGGGUGAGGAGCUUUGUCCUCAACGUGAGGUACCUUGUCCUCAGGGUGAGAAAUCUUGUCGACAGCGUGAGCAACCUUGUCAUCAGCGUGAGGAGCCUUGUCCUCAGCGUAAGGAACCUUGUCCUCAGCCUGAGGAGCCUUGUCCUAAGGGUGAGGAACCUGGUUCUCAGAGUCAGGAACCUUGUCGUCAUGCAGAGUCAGGAACCUGGUCCUCAGCGUGA
Paramuricea clavata is the source of this 23532-nucleotide messenger RNA. The record is from the annotation of a GenBank genome assembly. NCBI's taxonomy places the organism in Eukaryota, Metazoa, Cnidaria, Anthozoa, Malacalcyonacea, Plexauridae.